This is a messenger RNA of Dictyostelium purpureum, 949 nucleotides long. RefSeq lists its product as uncharacterized. The transcript has a single exon. The coding region runs from base 104 to 949 and encodes 281 amino acids. NCBI's taxonomy places the organism in Eukaryota, Evosea, Eumycetozoa, Dictyosteliales, Dictyosteliaceae. The record is from RefSeq and is a predicted model, not a curated record.
ACAAUAACAACGAAAUUAAAUUCAACAACAAAUAAUUAAAUAAAUAAAUAAUAAAUAAUAUUAAAAAGAAUUUUUUUAAUAAAUAAUAUAAAAAUAAUUAACAAUGGACACAAUGACUGCUAGGGAGUAUGCUGGUAUUCCAGCAAAAUCCAAUGAUUUAAAUGUCAAAGAAUAUAAGAAACCAGGAUUCCAAGAAAGAAAGUUAGACGAAGAUUAUUUCCUUUAUUCAAUUAAGAAUCUAUUAAAAGAUAACUUGAAUGAAUAUCCAGGAAAACAAUUAGACAGACCAAAUAAACUCGACCUUUCUGCAAACGAUGAUAAAGAAUUAGACUUAAUCGAAAAGAAGAUUUGGGAAGAAAAAAACCUAGACCAUGAACAAAGAAAAGAAACAUUCGACCAUUUCUCCUUCCCACCACACAUGAGCCCACAAGAAAAAUGUGUUGACCAAUUAGAACAAGAUUUUGACGACUUUAACAUGCUCUGCCUCAAAGACUGGUUCUCUUCACCAUUAGACUUGAAAGGAUUUGACCGUACCCCAGCCCAAGACAAAGAUGAACUUAAAGAAAUGGCCAGAUGUAAAAACUCACUUGCUCAAGAAAAAUCCAAACUCCCAAAUAAACCACUCAAAAAAAAUAGAAACAAGGCAAGAUUAGGAAAAGUCAAUAAGAAAGCCCCAAAAAGAACUGUUAUUCGUCAAACCAAAACAACUACCACCAGAGUAUUAAAGAAACCAUUAAGUGAAGUUAUGAAUGGUCCAACAACCACCACCGAAAUUAUAAGUGAAACUUUUACAAAAUCAGGAGGUGAUUUUUCACAAAAAAGCUUACCAAAUAAUGAUCCAAAAUCAAAACCAAAAGUUGCUACCCAAGUUUGCUACUCUGUUGACCUUUCAAAAGUAAAUAACCAUUCCUGGGUCUGGGACCAUGGUCAAGUUAAAAAGAUUAACUAA